Messenger RNA from Gekko japonicus, 1014 nucleotides. It is a transcript of the gene NEUROD6, whose product is annotated as neuronal differentiation 6. Lineage: Eukaryota; Metazoa; Chordata; Lepidosauria; Squamata; Gekkonidae. The coding region runs from base 1 to 1014 and encodes 337 amino acids. The transcript has a single exon. The record is from RefSeq and is a predicted model, not a curated record. Gene Ontology annotation, biological process: regulation of DNA-templated transcription; nervous system development. Gene Ontology annotation, molecular function: protein dimerization activity.
AUGUUAACACUACCGUUUGAUGAGUCUGUUGUAAUGUCAGAGUCCCAGAUGUGCCGAAAGUUUUCCAGAGAAAGUGAGGAUCCAAAGCAAAUCAAGAAACCAGAAAGCUUUGGAAAGCAGAUUACACACCAAGGAAAAAGCAUUAAAAGAUUGACAGUGGAAGAUACAGAAAAAGAGGAGGCGGAAGAUGACCGAGAGGAAGAAGAUGAAAAUGGUUUACCCAGGAGGAGGGGCCUCCGUAAAAAAAAGACGACCAAGAUGAGAAUGGAGAGGGUCAAAUUCAGGCGUCAGGAAGCCAACGCAAGAGAACGGAACAGAAUGCAUGGUCUCAAUGACGCGCUGGACAAUUUAAGGAAAGUGGUACCUUGUUAUUCCAAAACACAAAAACUGUCUAAAAUAGAAACUCUGAGACUUGCCAAAAAUUAUAUAUGGGCUCUUUCAGAAAUCUUACGAAUUGGCAAGAGGCCUGACCUGCUGACAUUUGUUCAAAACUUGUGCAAAGGUCUCUCCCAGCCAACGACAAACUUGGUGGCGGGAUGCCUACAGCUGAACGCCCGAAGUUUCUUGAUGGGUCAGGCGGGGGAAACUGCCCAUCAUGCCAGAUCUCCUUACACCACCUUCUACCCACCCUAUCACAGCCCAGAGCUGAGCACUCCUCCGGGCCAUGGAACUCUUGACAAUUCCAAGUCCAUGAAACCCUACAAUUACUGCAGCGCUUACGAGUCCUUCUACGAAAGCACUUCUCCUGAAUGUGCCAGCCCACAGUUUGAAGGUCCCUUAAGUCCUCCCCCAAUUAACUAUAAUGGGAUAUUUUCCCUCAAGCAAGAAGAAGCUUUGGACUAUGGCAAAAACUACAAUUAUGGCAUGCAUUAUUGUGCAGUGCCACCCAGGGGUCCCCUGGGGCAGAGUUCCGUAUUCAGGUUGCCUACCGAGAGCCACUUCCCUUACGACCUCCAUCUGCGCAGCCAGUCGCUCACCAUGCAAGAUGAAUUAAAUGCAGUUUUUCAUAAUUAA